This is a messenger RNA of Emiliania huxleyi CCMP1516, 1173 nucleotides long. RefSeq lists its product as hypothetical. Lineage: Eukaryota; Haptophyta; Isochrysidales; Noelaerhabdaceae. The coding region runs from base 1 to 1173 and encodes 390 amino acids. The transcript is spliced from 8 exons. The record is from RefSeq and is a predicted model, not a curated record.
AUGAAGACAAACUGGCAGAGGAUACUCAUAAUGUGGGACACCGAAAAAAAGUCGCCGCAGCAGUCCACGACGAGCCAGCUUGCUGGCCGCGCCGCCGGCCACGCUUUCUACGAGACGUACGCCUACGUGCGCGUGGGAUGCACGUGCGAGCCGUGCGGGGCGCACUGCUCCGCCUGCGACGACGCCGGCCCAGGACGGUGCGACGCCUGCGAGAGCGGGUACUUUCUCUCGGCAGCGGAGGAGGGCUGCCUCGCGUGCAGCCCUGGCUGCAGGGUCUGCCGCAACCAGACGGCGGCCGGCUGCGACGCGUGCCGGCUCCUCUACACGCGGCAGCCGAACGGCGGCUGCCGCUUCUCGUGGAUGCAGCUCGUCGCCUCCCUCUCGGCGGCGGCCUCGACGGGCUGGCUGCUCUUGCGGCGUCGACCCUGGCGCCUCCGCCGCCGGCCACCACCCACGGUAGACGAGUUCCUCGGGAGCGUUGCGGCGGCUCAGAGCGCGGACGCCGCCAUCUACCCCAGCGGGCGUUGGCGCGCGGCUGCUACGCGCGGCUACUACACGGUCGGCACGCGGCAGUGCGGUGUGGUCGAGUUUACGCUGCACUUUGAGCGCGGCGGAGAGGUGCACGGGAGCGGGAGGGACGGCGUGGGCGCCUACCAGCUCCGCGGCCGCGCCUCGGCGAACUGGCGCCUCGCCCUGGCCAUCGGAAUCCGUUUCUCGGAGCCUGCUCGGAGCCUUCCUGCAGGCGAGCCGGGCAAGGCGAGCGGCCGCGUCGCCCUAACCAAGCGGUACGAGGGCGGCUCGCUCACCGCGGCAGGGCGCGAGAACCACGGCCACGCUGUCGAGUACCGCGGGGAGGCACCGAGCGGCGCGCCGGAAGGGGGGCGGGUGUCUCCGCGGCAGCCCUCCCUCAGCGGCGGCGUGCGCGGAGAGUGGUCGAUCCGGCAUGCGCUCGGCGAUUUCGACGGCACCUGGCACUUGUGGCCCGUCGUGCUGCCCUCGCCCGCCCCGGGCGACGAGGAGGGCGACGCCGCGGAUGAGGCGAAUGAGUGCUGCGUCUGCUUCGACCGGCGCAUCAACACGCGGCUGCAGCCGUGCGGCCACGUGGCGCUGUGCCACGCAACGCUCGACACCAACCCGGGGCUGCUCCGCGCCAUGUGCAUGGCGUUCGAGUGA